CUUAGAUUUGAGUUAGUUUUUAUCGCUGUCAAAAUUUUAUGUUUUUGACUGACACAUUAAAAAAUAAAAUGAUUCAAAAUGUCUUUUAUUCUUUUGUGAUAUGCUUUCUGUUGUGUGGACCUCUAGUGAAGUCUAUAAGGACGAAUAGAUUGCAUGGAGAAAUAGGUAAUGAGAAUUCGCCAUUACAAUCUGGAAUCUCUGAAGAAUGGAGGGCUGUCCCAUGGGCUAUUGAUGAUUUAAAAUUAGGUCAAGUGAGUGGUGUGUCUCUUGACCCAAAUGACAAUGUCUAUAUUUUCCAUCGAGGAGAAAGAAAGUGGGAAUAUUCUACAUUUACAAAUAAAAAUGUGUACACUGGAAAAGCAAGUGGACCAAUUAAGGAUUCUGCUAUUCUAAUAUUUGACAGUGAGGGAAGAACACUGAAUAAGCUAGGAGCUAACAUGUUUUUUCUACCUCAUGGCAUUACUGUUGAUAAUGAUUUUAAUAUUUGGGUUACCGAUGUUGCCCUUCAUCAAGUAUUUAAAUUGUCACCUAACUCAAGUAAAAUUCUUCUAAAAUUAGGUGAAGAAUUUGUUCCCGGAUCUGACUCGAAACAUUUUUGUAAACCAACUUCAGUUGCAGUAUUAGCAAAUGGAGACUUUUUUGUUGCUGAUGGUUAUUGCAAUUCUCGUAUUAUGAAAUUUAAUUCUGGAGGAAAAAUGAUCUUAGAAUGGGGAAGAGGAACAUCUGGUUAUAGGCCUGAUAACUAUCAGUUGCGAGUACCUCAUGCUUUAACUCUCAUUGAAGAUAAAGGUUUAUUGUGUACUGCAGACAGAGAAAAUGGAAGAAUUAUUUGUUAUACAACUAAAGAUGGGACUUAUGCUACCCAAUAUUCUUCAGAAUUUAUGGGAUCACGUCUUUUUUCAGUUGCAUAUUCAUCAAUAUUUGGUGGACGAUUAUUUGUGGUUAAUGGACCGAGUUCUAGCGCAUUAAUUCCAGUACAAGGAUUUGUUCUAAGUUUGAAUGGACAAAUACUGGGAAAUUUUGGUUCAGGUCUGAAGAAUCCUCAUGAUGUUGCUACAUCAUCUAAUGGAAGUGUAGUUUAUGUUGUUGAAAUAGGACCAAAUCGAGCAUGGAAAUUUGUUUACAAUAAUCCAGGCACUACUGUUCCUCAAGUUACCGAGACACCUAAACUUUUUCCUCAAGAAUCUAAACCAGCAGAGAUAAAUAAAAGUUCUGAUGAUGGGGAAGGUUUAACAGGUGCAAUUUUAGUAACAGUUAGUUGUUUUGUUUUUGCUUUUGGAUUAUUGAUAAUUAUAAUGUAUUAUUCCAAGUCUAAAAAAUCUGGCAAUGGUGACACUAAACGUUUAUUGUCAAAUCGAGAAUAUUAAAUUCAUUGACACAUAGGAUUUUUUAAGAUUUAUCUAAAGAUUAAUAAUUUUUUAACAUAUCUAGAUUGAAUAGCUA
Nezara viridula (southern green stink bug) is the source of this 1443-nucleotide messenger RNA. The record is from the annotation of a GenBank genome assembly. NCBI's taxonomy places the organism in Eukaryota, Metazoa, Arthropoda, Insecta, Hemiptera, Pentatomidae.